Molecule: messenger RNA, 2455 nt
Organism: Hyaloscypha bicolor E
Lineage: Eukaryota; Fungi; Ascomycota; Leotiomycetes; Helotiales; Hyaloscyphaceae
Product: putative nucleolar protein 58
Exons: 4
Coding region: 62-2455 (797 amino acids)
Cellular component (GO): box C/D methylation guide snoRNP complex; small-subunit processome
Molecular function (GO): snoRNA binding
Source: RefSeq, a predicted model, not a curated record
GACUCGAGAAACUUUGCACAACCAACACCUCAGGAAGAGCAACGAGAAGCCUCAAUUCAAAAUGGGUGUCUUCGUUCUCACCGAAACAAGUGCGGGCUUUGCCUUGUUCAAAGCCAAAGAUAGCAAGAUAUUCAAGAAAGGAGAUCUUUCUGCCGAUGUCGAAACAGCGGAGGGAAUAAACGGCCUUUUAAAGUUGAAGCAUUUCGAGAAGUUCGAUAGCGCAGCGACAGCGCUCGAAGAGAUUGCGGCUCUCGUCGAGGGGAAGGUUUCACCCAUGCUAGCUAAGAUUCUCGACACACUUAAAGAUGAGAAGAAAGCUUCAUUAGCAGUGGCAGACCCCAAGUUAGGGGUUGCAAUCAACAAGCUGCCUGGAUUGACCCUCAACCCCAUUUCCGAUUCCACUACUUUCGACAUCUACCGUGCGAUUCGCGACCACCUUCCGUCACUCAUCCCCGGACUGCUCCCCGAAAACAUUUCUACGAUGUCCCUGGGCUUAUCGCAUUCGCUGUCACGACACAAGCUCAAGUUCUCGCCCGAUAAGGUCGAUACGAUGAUAGUUCAAGCUAUCGCUCUUCUGGAUGACUUGGACAAGGAGCUGAACACAUACGCAAUGCGAGUGAAGGAAUGGUAUGGAUGGCACUUCCCUGAGAUGGGCAAAAUCGUGAACGAUAAUCUGGCAUACGCUCGAGUUAUCUUGAAGGUUGGCAUGCGCACAAACUGCUCAAAUUCAGACCUCUCAGAAAUCUUGCCGGAAGAAAUCGAAACUGCUGUGAAGGCUGCAGCGGAAGUGAGUAUGGGUACUGAGAUCACCGAAGAAGAUUUGGAUAAUAUUCAGCUUUUGGCCGAGCAAGUCGUCGGGUUCACAGAAUAUCGGCAACAACUUUCCAGCUACUUGACCGCUCGCAUGCUUGCAAUCGCACCGAAUUUGACCGAAUUGGUGGGCGAAUUAGUCGGAGCUAGAUUGAUUGCGCACUCUGGAUCGCUCAUGAACCUCGCAAAGAGCCCUGCUAGUACCAUUCAAAUUCUCGGUGCUGAGAAGGCGUUGUUCCGAGCUUUGAAAACCAAGCACGACACACCGAAAUAUGGCCUCAUCUAUCACGCAUCUCUUGUUGGACAGGCUACCGGAAAGAACAAGGGCAAGAUCGCCCGUAUGUUGGCAGCAAAGGCAGCUAUUGGUCUUCGCGUCGAUGCUCUUUCAGACUGGAGUGCUCAGGGCGAAGGAAAAGGAGAUGAUGUGGAUGAGGAAGAACGAUCCGCCCUAGGUGUUAUUUCACGAGCCAAGAUUGAACGUCACCUGAGAGGUCUCGAGGGAAAGCCUCUCUUACCAAGAGGUGUCGCGGUCGGACCAAAUGGCAAAGUUGUCUCUACGCCAGGCAAGUGGGAGGUCAAGGAAGCACGGAAGUAUAACCCGGAUGCUGAUGGACUUGCUGGUGAUGAGCCGGCUGCGAUCGAACCCGUCUCUGAGAAGAAACCAAAGAAGGAGAAAAAGGAAAAGAAAGAAAAGAAGGCCAGGAAGGAAGAGGAAGUGAAGAAGCCUUUGAUCGAAGAAGUUUCCGAAGAUGAGGACGUCGAGAUGGCUGAUGGAAGCGCUAGCCUUGGUCUUGCACCUCCAAACCUGAACGGCACAAAAGCAAAGCCUAUCGCCAACUUAAAGAAGGGAAACGAUGCGCAUUCAGAUACUCUCUCCACCGAGCGACGACAACAGAAGGCUGCUCAAGAGACAAAACGAGCUUCCGGUUCCACAGCUGUUCUGCCCACCGAAGACCCCGAUGUGAGGCUUGCGGAGGCGGCAGGUCUUAGUCUUAAGAAGUAUAAGAAGAAGAUGGCAAAAGGACUGAUCAAGAUCAACGAGGAUGGAACGCCGGCCGUCGUUAAAAAUCAGAAGAAAGACAAGGCUGCGGAACCCAUUACCCCUGAGAGCAGUGGCAAGAAGCGGAAACACGAAGACAGCGUCGAGAACGGAGGCUUCAAGUGGAAAGAAAAGCGCAAAGAUGACCGUGAAGGAGGAGAGAAGAGAUUAGAACGAGGCUACAGGAACAGAUCACGGUCGCCUCGACGAGAACGACAACCGGAGAGCAAGGGCGCAUCAGUGGAAGACAAGUUCGGCGUGGCAGACAAAUUUGGACCGCCUAAGAAGAAUGGGGAGGACAAGAGCGCGGACACGAGCAAACCACCAGAGCGUGCACCGGCUCCUGCUCCAGAAACUUCGCAUGGAGAGCCUAUGAUUAUUGUGCAUGUUAAUGACAGGCUGGGAACAAAGGCUGCUAUUCCGUGCUUGGCUUCAGAUCCGAUUAAGUUGUUCAAGGCGCAGGUGGCGGCGAGGAUUGGGAGACAACCGCAUGAAAUUUUGCUGAAAAGGCAAGGAGAGAGACCGUUCAAGGAUCAGUUAACUUUGGAGGAUUAUGGGGUCAGCAAUGGCGUACAGAUCGAUUUGGAGAUUGACACUGGGGAGUAA